This is a messenger RNA of Cyclospora cayetanensis, 822 nucleotides long. RefSeq lists its product as uncharacterized. The transcript is spliced from 8 exons. NCBI's taxonomy places the organism in Eukaryota, Apicomplexa, Conoidasida, Eucoccidiorida, Eimeriidae. The coding region runs from base 1 to 822 and encodes 273 amino acids. The record is from RefSeq and is a predicted model, not a curated record.
AUGGGUCGAUGGGAGACGCCGGCUCUCGCUCUUUGUGCCUUCUGCUUAACUUCCGCAGCAGCAUCCCCUGUUUUGAAAGAUGGGCUAUGGUCUAGAAUCGGUCUUCAACUGCCUGAUAUUGCCGAACAUGGCAUAAACGUGCAUAGAAAUGGGCCAGGCGCUAGAUUUAAGCAGGAGGAAACCGAGAAAGUGCAGAUGAGGGAAUGCGGAGAAGGCCACAAGGGACUACUGACUAUGUCAAUAGACAAUGCUGAUCCUGACGCAACGAUUCUUAUUCAUGCUCAACUUUCAAAGACAGCCUUUACCGCCUUCUCUGGCGCGGCAGCGGAAAAGGAAUUUAUACUGAAAGAUAUUGAGAUUCCAGUGGAAACAGUUGAUGAUCGCUGCUUUCUUGUAAGAUACAAAGCGGACUUCGGAACUGUUUUCUGCGCGAGAAGCCUUCACAGCCGUAAUGAAUGGAUGAAUUACCUCCAUGAAGGCAUCUUGUGCGAGGAAACCGGAGUGAAAGGCAAACUGCCUGCAGAGCCAGGGAUAGAAAUGGAAAAGGAAGAAGCUCUAGUGCAAACAAUGCCAGUGGAGGAGCCCUCUGGAAUCAAUAUCCACCUCGUCACUCCAAGCCCUCCAUCGCCAAGCAUACACGAGUUCCCUAACCCGGCGGCCUCGGUUAAUCCUCACAACCCGAACAGCCUAGAUGCUGACGGCGAGGAGAAAACUGCAGAAGAAAUCGCUGCGAUUAAUGAAGCAGCAGCUGAGCAGCGGCUUGUGAGCCUCAAGGACCCGCGUGUUCCGGAAACAGGAUUUGCAAGGAAGUCAAUGGAAUAG